Blepharisma stoltei is the source of this 807-nucleotide messenger RNA. The record is from the annotation of a GenBank genome assembly. NCBI's taxonomy places the organism in Eukaryota, Ciliophora, Heterotrichea, Heterotrichida, Blepharismidae.
AUGGGAGACGCAGUCAUGAAUUCAGUCCUUCGACUUUCUCGACAAAUGUCGCCAGUCAGAGAAACAUAUCCACCUUCAGAAAAACCAUGAAGUAAUGGUCUGCGUUUUAAAGCCCCAGAGCCUAAAUAUUCAGAUUACUACAUUCUAAACUCUCCUCAACGAAAAUCUCUUGAACUUCGAGUAGAGGCUUCAAAUCGGUUAAAAUUUAAUUCAGCAGACCGAAAGUCCACUACAGACAUCGCCAAAGAAGUCCUAAAAACCUUAGAAACUUCUGAAUCAGUCUGCAGCGCUAAAAAGUCUCCUUUUAAAGAGGCGAAAUCUCCAUUUUGUUCCAGCCCAUCUCAAUUUUCCCGAUAUUCCGGCCGAGAUAUGACAGUCAGCACAGCCGCUUCUAAAAAAGUUUCCCAAGACAGCAUGCAACAAGUCCACAUGAGUUUUGACGAUGAUUAUUCGCCGCUUGAUGACAAAUUGUGUGCGUUAAAAGAAAAAAGCUUAAAAUCUGAAGCAGAAUACAAUGCAAGGGUCAGAAUCAUUCAAGAAAAUAUAGAGAAAUACGAAAAAUUGAUACAAGAAGAAGCGAAAAAACAGGCAGAAGAAAAGGUAAAAAAUAUAUAGAAAAUUUGGGAAAAAGAAAAUAAAAAAUCCAGCUAUGAAGAGCUUGUAGGAGAAGUGGGGUUGUUAAAAGAAGAAAAUAAUAAAUUGAGAAAAGUGAUAGAAAUGUAUAAAAAAAAUGAGGAUGAAACUAUGAAGGGGAUAAAGGAAAAAAUCAGUGAGCUAAAUAGAAGACUUAGUGCUUCGAUUUCUUAA